CGUGCUCUUCGACGCGGCCCGGUCCCCGGGAACCCGCCCGGGGCUCAGAACCCGGGCCGCGGGGCGGGGAGCAGGCCCCGGAGGAGAGCGGCCGACUGUCCCGCUCGCCGGAGGGGCUUCCCGGGGCCUGGGCGCUGACCUGGGCCCUGCCUGCGCCCCCAGGACCGAGGCCUGCGGCUCCCCGCGAGGUGCGCCUGGACGCGUCUCCCUCGUCCCCGUCCGCGUCCUCGCUCGGCUCUGACGGCGGCCUGCGCCCAGGAUGCCCGAGGGCCCCGAGCUGCACCUGGCCAGCCGCUUUGUGAACGCGGCGUGCGCGGGCCUGGUGUUCGGCGGCGCCGUGGAGACGUCGCGCUGCAGCCGCGGCCCCGCGGUGCCCUUCGAGAGCAGCGCCUACCGCAUCUCGGCCUCGGCGCGCGGCAAGGAGCUGCGCCUGGCGCUGCGCCCCCUGCCCGGGGCCCAGCCCGCGCGGGAGCCGCUGGCCCUGGUCUUCCGAUUCGGCAUGACGGGUUCCUUCCGCCUGGCGCCCGGGGACGAGCUGCCCGCCCACGCGCACCUGCGCUUCUACACGGCGCCGCCGGGCCCGCGGCUCGCGCUCUGCUUCGUGGACGCCCGCCGCUUCGGCCGCUGGCACCUCGGGGGCGAGUGGCAGCCAGGCCGCGGGCCCUGCGUCUUGCUGGAGUACGAGCGGUUCAGGGAGAACGUGUUACGAAACCUGGCGGACAAGGCCUUUGAGCAGCCCAUCUGCGAGGCCCUCCUGGACCAGAGGUUCUUCAAUGGCAUCGGCAACUACCUCCGGGCGGAGAUCCUGCACCGCCUGGGGAUACCCCCGUUCGAGAAGGCCCGCACGGUGCUGGAGGCGCUGCGGCAGCGCAGGCCGAGCCCGGAGCAGACCCUGAGCCAGAAGAUCAGGGCUAAGCUGCAGAGCCCGGACCUGUUGGAACUAUGUCACUCGGUGCCCAAGGAAGUGGUCCAGCUGGGGGGCAAAGGGUACGGGCCCGAGAGUGGAGAGGAGGACUUUGCUGCCUUUCGAGCAUGGCUGCGGUGCUACGGCGUGCCGGGCAUGAGCUCUCUGCGGGACCGGCGAGGCCGGACCAUCUGGUUCCAGGGGGAUCCUGGGCCCCUGGCACCCAAAGGAGGAAAGUCCCGCAAGAAGAAAUCCAAGGGAGCGCAGCAGGGGCCGGAGCACAGGACGGAGGACCCUCUCCUUCCAAGCGCGGCCCAUUCCAGGUCACGUGGGGCACAGAGAGGCCCUCCUGAGCAAGGUACAGCCCAGCAGCCAGAGGGGACCAGCCUCCAGCAGGACCCAGAAGUGCCCCCAGCCCCCGUGAAGGGGAGGAGGAGGAGGCAACCAGCAGCCUCGGGCCACCAAAGACCUCAAAGGAUCAAGGCUGACACCCCGUCCUUGGAGAAGGAGGGGAUGUCAGCCUCUUAGCAGGAGGGCCUCCCCGCUGGCGUCCACCUCCUGCCCCUGCAGAGCCCAGGGGCCCGGGUAGCUGGCUGCAAGCAGGCCCUAGCUGCUGGGGGCUGGGGGCCCCUGGCCGUGUAGCUCUUCCCUGCCCCGCUAUGAUGUUUUUGAGUAUACCCCCACCUUCUCCAUUUUUUAAGCCCAUACAAAAGAUGCUGUGAUUUUUUUUUAUAAACGAAUAAACUUGAAUUUCUUGGUGGCA
Messenger RNA from Nyctereutes procyonoides (raccoon dog), 1667 nucleotides. It is a transcript of the gene NEIL1, whose product is annotated as nei like DNA glycosylase 1. Gene Ontology annotation, biological process: base-excision repair. Gene Ontology annotation, cellular component: nucleus. Lineage: Eukaryota; Metazoa; Chordata; Mammalia; Carnivora; Canidae. The transcript has 11 exons. Gene Ontology annotation, molecular function: DNA N-glycosylase activity; damaged DNA binding; zinc ion binding. The record is from RefSeq and is a predicted model, not a curated record. Bases 260 to 1432 code for a protein of 390 amino acids.